AUGGCCGACGAAACUGCUGAACCCAAGCACGAUGAUAUUCUCAACGCUAUGAAUGAACUUCCCAAGCCCAGACCAAGCCGUUACGCGCAGGAAACCCUGAAUGCUCGCUCCGAGUAUACCACGAGCCAAGAUGAUGGGACUGCUGAACACAGGAUCAAUCAAUAUGUCAUAAAGCAGGAGAUUGGCAGAGGGUCCUUCGGUGCAGUUCACCUCGCAGUAGAUCAAUAUGGGAAUGAAUUUAAUGUCUUUCCCCAGGCCGUCAAGGAGUUCUCUAAAUCACGACUAAGGAAACGCGCCCAAUCACAUCUUCUCCGCAGACCUCGAGGCCGCAAACGACUAUCAGAUGGCUUCAAUUCUCCUCUACAUCGGCAUCUGUCGGGGAAUGAGGACGAGCACAGCAAGAACCCGCUUUAUCUCAUUAAGGAAGAGAUCGCCAUCAUGAAGAAGCUGAAUCACAACAAUCUGGUGUCUUUGAUUGAAGUUUUAGAUGACCCAACAGAGGACUCCCUAUAUAUGGUGAUGGAAAUGUGUAAAAAGGGAGUGAUCAUGAAGGUUGGACUGGAAGAAAGGGCCGACCCUUACAGCGAUGAACAGUGUCGCUGCUGGUUCCGCGACUUGAUUUUGGGAAUUGAAUAUUUACAUGGCCAGGGUAUCGUGCAUCGAGAUAUCAAACCAGAUAACUGUCUCCUGACGAAUGAUGACGUUCUCAAGAUUGUUGAUUUUGGAGUAUCCGAGAUGUUUGAGAAGGAUUCGGAUAUGUUCACAGCCAAAUCGGCUGGCUCGCCUGCCUUUCUUCCGCCGGAGCUAUGUGUGGUAAAGCAUGGUGAUGUCUCGGGAAGAGCAGCAGACAUCUGGUCUAUGGGUGUUACUCUCUACUGCCUUCGUUAUGGGAGGCUGCCAUUUGAGAAGCAAAGCAUCUUCGAACUCUAUGAAGCCAUCAAAAACGACCCCGUUGUAUGCGAAGAGGAAACGGAUGAUAACUUCAAAGACUUGAUAUUACGGAUACUGGAGAAGGAUCCGAGCAAAAGGAUCACAAUGAGAGAGUUGCGAGCGCAUCCCUGGGUGACAAGAAAGGGUUCCGACCUUCUCUUGCCUGAGGAGGAGAAUAUUGCGCAGAUAGUGGAGCCCCCAACUGAGGAGGAAAUGAAUAGCGCUAUAACAAGGAAUGUGGGCCACAUUAUGGCUGUAAUGAAAGCCGCGAAACGUUUCAAACGGCUUCUAGCUCCGGCUAAAGCCGAGCCGGUGAUGCAAAGUAUACUUGGCCAGGAGUAUGAGAGCCAUUUCGUGGAGCCGCCGCUCGAGAUGGACCCGGGAGAGAGCUUCUCGGCCAGUGAUAUCCACAUGGGUAACAAAAGCCAGAGUGUAACUUCAUAUAACAGAGAGCCCCAGGAACGUGAGAACGUUCUGAAAGGCUAUCAUCAAAAGCGCGAAAAAUCACCCGAAAAUAGUGAUUCAGCCAGCAAGUAUACUACCCAACAAGACCCUGUGCUAGGCAGCUCAACCAAACAUUCUGUGGGCAUCGCACCGGAGAGACAAAAUUCAGGCUCUAUCUCCAGUUACAAACUUCGGACCAACUUGGUCGACGAUCUACAGACGACUUUCUUUCCUCAGUCCCCUUCCCCCCAGAAAACGCUGUCACGGGCCAGUUCGGCUACAACAAAGCGCAGCGUCGAGGGGACCAGGGGCCACGCACGGGAUCCUUUAGAAGAGGUAUUCCCAUACCUCUUUAUUGGCCCAUCCACCUACACUGGGUCGGUUCAGGAAGGAGAGCAUGAUACCGAUAUGGAGCGCAACCCCUACCAAUCGGAAACCCUAUUGUCAGCCGAGCCCCUAGAGACGAGUCUAGCAGGAAAUGAGGCUAUCCCUAUAGUGAGCGAGUCACCAGGUGCUGCUGAAUUCGACAUUUAUGAAACAGCGUAUCGACAGGAGAUUGCUCGAAUCCGUAAACUCACUCUGGCUCGUGAAGGUACUCUUCCCAAAGUGUACUUAACUCGGCGUGUUGAAGAUAAACACGAGGUCUUAAGGCUUGUCGAGCACGGAUCUCUUGGGACGAACCAGGAAACCGCCGCUUGCGAAGCAGAUGCGGUUAUUGGUGAGAAGACCACGGCGCCGUCCAGCCCGCGCUCUGGAGUGAGCAUGAUAAAAACUCAGCUGGAUGAGCAGCUCAAGUUAGACGCAAAUGGAGCCCUUGCUCGAAACCUGCUGUCUGCACCUGCCACCACGGCAGAUCGCGAGCCUGAAAUCUCGCCACUCGCUGCCACUGAAUCGAAUGCUACGAGAGGCUCGUUGACAUCGUCACCGAAAAACGCCAAAACCAAGUUGAAGAACCUCUUCGAUCGUGUCAGGGGCAAUAACAGUCGUGAGAAUAUCGAAGAUUGA
Molecule: messenger RNA, 2379 nt
Organism: Aspergillus pseudoviridinutans
Lineage: Eukaryota; Fungi; Ascomycota; Eurotiomycetes; Eurotiales; Aspergillaceae
Product: putative calcium/calmodulin dependent protein kinase
Exons: 5
Coding region: 1-2379 (792 amino acids)
Biological process (GO): intracellular signal transduction; protein phosphorylation
Cellular component (GO): cytoplasm
Molecular function (GO): ATP binding; protein serine/threonine kinase activity
Source: RefSeq, a predicted model, not a curated record